CGAUGGCAACAGGACAGGUGCUGUUUCAGCGGUUUUUUUAUACCAAGUCUUUUGUGAAGCAUUCCAUGGAGCAUGUGUCAAUGGCCUGUGUCCAUCUGGCAUCCAAAAUUGAAGAGGCACCAAGACGCAUAAGGGAUGUAAUUAACGUGUUCCAUCGGCUUAGGCAUCUACGGGAAAAAAAAAAACCUGUGCCUCUAAUACUGGAUCAAGAAUACGUGAACUUGAAGAAUCAAAUUAUUAAGGCUGAGAGAAGAGUGUUAAAGGAAUUGGGAUUUUGCGUUCAUGUAAAGCACCCUCAUAAGAUAAUCGUUAUGUACCUUCAGGUAUUAGAAUGUGAACGUAACCAACACCUGGUCCAGACUUCAUGGAAUUACAUGAAUGAUAGCCUGAGAACAGAUGUCUUUGUAAGAUUCCAGCCAGAAAGCAUUGCCUGUGCUUGUAUUUACCUCGCAGCUAGGACGCUGGAGAUUCCACUUCCUAAUCGUCCUCACUGGUUUUUACUCUUUGGAGCAACCGAGGAAGAAAUUCAAGAAAUCUGCUUAAAAAUUUUGCAACUGUAUACUCGGAAGAAGGUUGAUUUGUCUGAUCUGGAAAGUAGAGUAGAAAAGAAGAAAUUAGCUAUCGAAGAGGCAAAAGCACAAGCUAAAGGUCUGGUACCUGAGGGAGUGCCAAGUUUGGACAACACAUCAGGAUUUUCCCCUAUCCCAAAAAAUGAGUCUCCAAAAGAGGUUAAAGGAAAUAAGCCUUCACCACUACCUGUUCAGGCAAUGAAGAAUGCUAAGAGGAAAACAGAAGGAGCAAAAAGAACAAGUUCAAAUAGCCCAGUAAACGGUGUUCAGAAAGGAAGAGAAAGCCGAAGUCGAAGUGGAAGUAGAGAUCAAAGUUAUUCAAGAUCUCAGUCCAGAUCUGCAUCCCCAAAGCACAGGAAAAGUGAAAGUUAUUCCACAUCAAGCGGUUCCAAAUCCCACAGCCGUUCCAGGAGCCGCAGUGACUCUCCUCCAAGACAGUUCAACCAUAGUUCUAGCUACAAAGGUUCCAAAGUGAGAAGUUACAAGAAAUCAAAAGACUACAAAUACUCAACACACAAACCACGGAAGUCGCGUAGCAGGAGUUCCUCGCGUUCCAGGAGCCGAUCCCGGGAGCGCUCGGACCAUUCAGGGAAGUACAAGAAGAAGAGUCACUACUAUAGAAAUCACAGGCAUGAGCGUUCCCGCUCCUAUGAGCGAGCAAGUCAUCGCUAUGACCGAGAGCAUCCUGGCCACAGCAGGCAUAGGCGAUGAAUAAAACAAAAAAUUCUUUCCUUUGGAAAUUAAGCAGUGGAGCUCUUCCUCAUUUGAUCUUUGCGGCAUCGGGCUAAAACCUGGCUUGUGAACUGCCUAGCUUGAGUAACCUCCAUUCUCUUGGCAAUUCCAUACUUAAUAUUGUGAAUCCAAAGGAAAGAUACUAAUGAGACAGGAUGAUGUGAAAGACUUAAAUCUGAUAAAUGUCUUGGUGACUGUUCUGCUGGAGUGUCACCUUGUAACACUGCAGAGCUCGUCUCUGGAUGCUCCUACACCCACUCUUCAGUAAUUCACAUACCGUGGUCCUGUGGGGUGUCACUUGGGCGUUCAGUUCUGCGAGCAGGACCCCCAUUGCUCGGUAGCUGGAGUGCUGCGCUGAGCAGUCCUUCCCUGCGGAACUAGAAGGCUCAAGAUGGUUCAUAAAACCAUUGGAGUGGGUUGGUGCUAACAAAGCUGUCUUUUCAUACUGACUCAGUUAUGUUGUACAAAUGUAAGGUGACUUUUUUAGAACUGUUGCCUAUAUUAGGUUAUCUAUGUGUAUAUAUAUUUUGCAGUGUUACAGUACAGUAUGGGAGUACGGCCUUCCUAGCCUUUACACUUUCUCCACGAUGUAAAUAAGCAUUUGUUUAAUACAGGUGGAAGAUAUAUACAGAAAAUUCAAAACUUGAAUUCUAUCAAAAGGCUUGUGUAGAAAAUUCUGAUAAAUGUGAAAGUAUUUAGCUCUGUGUAUUGAGAGUAGUAUAUUUUUCUGUGCAAUGCUGUGUGCAGGCCACCAGCUCGUCAGGCAUUUCCUAUAUAUUCAUUUUAAGUGGUUUGAAAUUCUUUACUCAGGACCUUUGACACUCUGAAGAAUCUGUAGUUUGUCAAUCUGCAUGCUUGUUGAAGAACAGAGCAUUUAAAAAAAAAAUAAGCAAACCCCCACAGCCCAGUAGUAUCAGUUCUAGUGGUAUAUCUGAGCUGUUACUCUCGUGCUCCCUAAUUUCAUUAAAGUAUUUGAUUUUCUAUU
Pterocles gutturalis (yellow-throated sandgrouse) is the source of this 2286-nucleotide messenger RNA. It is a transcript of the gene CCNL2, whose product is annotated as cyclin L2. Gene Ontology annotation, molecular function: cyclin-dependent protein serine/threonine kinase regulator activity. Lineage: Eukaryota; Metazoa; Chordata; Aves; Pterocliformes; Pteroclidae. The record is from RefSeq and is a predicted model, not a curated record. Gene Ontology annotation, cellular component: nucleus. Gene Ontology annotation, biological process: regulation of transcription by RNA polymerase II. The transcript has 10 exons. Bases 3 to 1280 code for a protein of 425 amino acids.